GGCAUUUCAUAUAAAUGUAGGUACAUAUUUACAUAUGUACCUUCAUUGAUGUUCAUAGGUAUGAACACAAAAAUUAAGCUUCGUCCUCUCAGUUUAGUUUAAAACGUCGCGGUGUUCUCAGGUCUGAUCUACAUAUAUAAAUCAAAACAGUUCUAAAUCGUUGUUGACACUUACGAGGGUAAUCACGCAUAUAAGUACAAUGACAUCUCAACUGAAAAUUAUCGCCAUAUGCUUAGUGUUUUUUUGGAUAAACACAACUCAAUCUAAGACGGGAAUAGAUGUCGAAGUAUUAUUAGAUAAAAUUUUUAAUUCUACCAUCAAAAAUCCGGUAGUGGAUGAAUAUCCAGAACCAAUUGGAAAGAUUUGUGGACUCGGUAAAGAAUGUGUUCAGCGCACGCUUUGCAAGGCCGAUGGUACCGUUAAAAUAUUUGGCGAAGAUAUGCUCAACAUUCGUAUCGACCAUGAAAAUCCCUGUAGUUAUUUGGAAACUUGCUGCAACGUACUCGGAAAGUUGACGCAACCACCGCCAGAUAUAGUGCCAGACGUACAAGAAAAUGGUUGUGGCACACGCAACUCGAAUGGUGUAUUUUUCAAAAUAUCUGGCGCUCAAGAUGGUGAAGCCGAAUUUGCUGAAUUUCCCUGGAUGGUCGCUAUUUACACACUCGAGAACACUUUUAAGAUUUACAAAUGCGGGGGUGCAGUAAUCGCACCAAAUGUUGUGCUAACUGCUGCGCAUUGUGUCUGGAAUCAAGAAGCGACUACAUUGAUAGCACGCGCCGGUGAAUGGGAUACGCAGACCAAUCAAGAGCCGCAGCUACAUCAAGAUGUCCAUGUGAAAGAAAUCAUCAGUCAUGAGGGCUUCAAUCCCAGCACAAUCGCCAAUGAUAUCGCACUCUUAAUACUGGAGAUACCCUAUAUCUGGGCGCCGAACGUGCAACCCAUUUGCUUACCUACGGCUGAAAAAACGUUUGAUCACUCACGUUGCAUUGCCGCCGGCUGGGGUAAAGACAAAUUCGGUAAAGGUGGACUUUUUCAGGUAAUUUUGAAAAAAAUAGAAUUGCCCAUCGUACCGCACGACACCUGUCAAGCCAAUCUACGCCGCACUCGCCUGAGUCGCUUCUUUCAAUUGGACAAGAGUUUUAUUUGCGCCGGCGGCGAAAAGGGCAAGGACACUUGCAAAGGCGACGGUGGCUCACCGCUGGUAUGCCCGGAUCCACAGCAACCCGAUCGUUACUAUCAAGCUGGUAUUGUAUCGUGGGGUGUGGGCUGUGGCGAAGAAAAUAUUCCAGGCGUCUACGCGAACGUGCCAUACCUACGCGGUUGGAUCAAUGAGAAGCUGAGGGCGAGAGGAGUUGAUUUUAAGCAUUUUACUGCAUGACAUAUUUUUUCGGAGGCCUUGCUGCUUGUUUUAUUAGCGUGAGCUUUUAUUUAUUCUUAGAUGUGCUUUUAUUUCAAUAAAUACAAACAUAUCUUCAUUUAAAGGCUUUUUCAA
This is a messenger RNA of Rhagoletis zephyria (snowberry fruit fly), 1492 nucleotides long. RefSeq names its product tryptase-like. Gene Ontology annotation, molecular function: serine-type endopeptidase activity. The record is from RefSeq and is a predicted model, not a curated record. Gene Ontology annotation, biological process: proteolysis. NCBI's taxonomy places the organism in Eukaryota, Metazoa, Arthropoda, Insecta, Diptera, Tephritidae.